AUUCCCGAUGGAUGCUCUUGCCAUACUCUGCAGCGGUCGUGAGGAUCGAUGGCCACACUUCUUGCAGCCGGUUACAUUCGCUCAUAACACGAAUCCUGAUCUGGAGAUAGAUUCUAUGGCAGUUGAUACGGUGGAAUCUAUGAAGACUGCUCACGUAUGUGUCCGUCUUGCCCUCCUAGAUGCUCGCUUGAAGGCGAAGAACAA
Molecule: messenger RNA, 204 nt
Organism: Perkinsus marinus ATCC 50983
Lineage: Eukaryota; Perkinsozoa; Perkinsida; Perkinsidae
Exons: 2
Source: RefSeq, a predicted model, not a curated record